Saccostrea echinata is the source of this 1986-nucleotide messenger RNA. Its product is annotated as von Willebrand factor A domain-containing protein 7-like. Lineage: Eukaryota; Metazoa; Mollusca; Bivalvia; Ostreida; Ostreidae. The transcript is spliced from 12 exons. The record is from RefSeq and is a predicted model, not a curated record. The coding region runs from base 70 to 1842 and encodes 590 amino acids.
GGAUUUGUUUGUUUAUCAAUCAGGAGGUUGUGUCAAUCUAGACCAUAAUGCACACGAACCCAGUGCAGUAUGACAAAACCUCUCUUUCUCUCCCGUAGUUCCAUAUCUAACACUGUUGUUACAAUGAUCCUUUUGUCGUUAUAUUCUCUGUUUAUUGUUGGUGUUGAUGCAUUCAUUCCUAAUGCCUUUACGCCGUAUAUCACUGACAAGGAUUACACUCACCAAGAUCUGACGGAACGCGGUAUUUUGUUGGCGGUUGCUGAGUAUUUCGAGAGUAAAGCCGCCCCUGGACAAUCCGCCCCACCCCAGGCUGGAUCUCUGACGGGGAUAGUAAAUAUAACAGCACGGAAACUGUUUGACACUUACUAUGGGUCUUACGUUCCAGAGAAGAAGUUUCAAUCUGCCAUUGAUGAUAUUGUCAAUCACAACUCUCGAGUGGACCGAGAUCACCCAAGAGAGGCUGCCUGGCAUUUCAAUGGCGAACAAAUCAGCCAAGGGAAUGAUAUUUUAUUGAACCUACGAUCGUCAGCUUUUGACGCCUUAAAUGUCUCGCAACCAAAUUAUGCCACGGCUCGUAAUAUGAUUGGACAAUACUUGCAUGUUCUUCAAGAUUUCUAUAGCAACACGAACUGGAAGAAUAUUAACACAUCGACUUACUACAGUGAUUUAGGCGUUCCUGGCAAAUCACUACUUCCUAUAGCAGCCUCAUCUGAGGAAACCUGUAAAAACUGUGGAGCUUUGCUUCCUUGUUUGUUUGAUCAGCCGGUGUUGCCCAACAACAACAAACUGACCAGCGGAUACAGGAGUGGACAAGAUAUCGUUAAACCGUCACGACCAACAACAGAUCCACAAGGAAAAUGCAGUCAUGGCGGGAAACUUGACACUAGUGCCACUACAUCUGCUGCUGUGGGGGGAAUAAACAAAGAAACAACGACAGCGGCCUACUCACCUCUCUCUAUUGAUCACAAUGUAGUUUCAGACCUUGCCAUUCAACAUACGAAAUAUUUCUUCUCUGGCAAAACUUAUGGAUUGAGAGCUGUGUUUGGGGAUAGUAAAUUUGAAAAUCUUCUACAGCUUCACGCUGGAAUAUCUCUCUGCUUUGUUAUUGAUACCAGUGUUUCUACAGAAAGGGACGCAAUCAAACAAGAAAUUCAGAAACUGGUAUCCUCUGGAAGUAAUCCAUACAACUAUAUAUUGGUGUACACAAAUCAAGGUCAAAGUACGCCGACGGUUAUAACAAAAACCAAUGGUAAUGAUAUAAUAUCUGCCUUCAGUUCCAUUAACAUACCAACGAACCAUUCCUGUACCUACUCCGUAUCAGGGACAGAAGCAGCGGUUACAGCGGCAGAAUAUGGAUCCAAAAUCUAUGUAUUCAGUGACGCUACACCGAAGAAUGAUAUAACAAUAAGAUACAUACAAGCCAUGGCUACAGAGAAAGACUUAAGGAUAUCAUUUCUUCUCACUGGACAAUGUAAACAGAAACGCUCCACAAACAAAUGGUCUUUUCUUUUUAAAACCAAAAGAGAAGAACAAAAACAAUUACACUUCACACACCAGUUUCUAGUUCCGAGUGGGAGUAAUUGGAUUAGGUCAACAAGUCCUAUAACAGGAAAAAAGGUUUUAUUGUCAGUGAGAAUUAAUGAUCCAGAUGCUAUAAUAUCACUGGAUUCCAUCAGAAUUGGCAACCUCAAACAGGCACUACAUAAACUUAAAAGAGGUCGCAUGUCUGGAGUAUAUUCUACAUUUAUAUCAGACUUCCCAAAAAUCCAAGGCUUAGACGUCUUCGUUCAGGGGAUGACCAAAGAUGGACUAAUUUUUCAAAAUAAAUCACAGGAAAUAUAAUUUAAUUUGAUAAACUGCUUUGUCAUUCUGAAUAAUAUUCCGUCCAACAGAAUGAUUUAUUCCACUUCAUUCAAGAAUAGACAUUGUAUAUUUUAUAUGACCACUUACAAGGAGGAUGAAAAAUUUUGUUCUUAUUAUUUAUGA